Molecule: messenger RNA, 892 nt
Organism: Prorocentrum cordatum
Lineage: Eukaryota; Dinophyceae; Prorocentrales; Prorocentraceae
Source: the annotation of a GenBank genome assembly
AGACUGAUUGUGGCGCCGACUUUGAGGGCCAUCCCGCACUCCAGUCCCACAUCAGGGAGCGACACCUCCCACGCCCUCGGCCGCGUGUCGUGGAUGCAGGGGCUCCCAGAUAUCAAGGAGGGCGACAACGAAGAGCGCCCUCGGAAGACCGCGAAGGGUGGAGUGCGACAAAACCACGGUGCACGAGCGGCCAGCUCGGCAGGAAAAGGAAGCGACGGGAAGGAGAAGGCGGCGCCGAGGAAGGGCACGAAGCUGGUAGACUCGGGCGAGUUAGACGAUUCGGAGAUCGAUGUUGGCACAAUGAGGAAAUUCUUCCCAGUAGUGAUGCGGUUGUUACUGAAUGUGGCCCUCCGCCAGAGACAGCUAGAGUCGAUCGAGAUGAAAACGUUCAUCAUGUCGUCGGGGCUUCAGCCAGCGGUGAAAGCGAGAGGUCGAGUGCGCGCGUGGAUCAGGGCGGCAGAGGAGAUCAGGAAAGGCCCGCCGGAGGGGCAGAGCGACGUGAAGAUCCGCGAGACGGGGGCCAUCUCAGUGGCGUGCUACGCGGGCGUGUUCGAGGGGUUGCUCGCGGAGGGCGCGGAGGGCGGCCGCGCGAGCCGGCAGCAGCUGACGACGCCUGCCGAGGGGCAGGCGAAGCUGACGGUGCAGGAGAUGGGAGAGAUGGCACCGCUUGCCAAGAUCUCAGAUUGCUACGAGGAGGGGAGGUUGAAGUUGGUAGCGGCCUUCAGCGGGAGGCUCAACUUGCAGCCAGUGCUGCGCGCGCUGGUCCAGGCUGGGGCGGACUACAAGCAGGGAGCGGCCCCGAUGGGCCAUCUCGAUAGGCUGAUCCACGCGGAGCCCCACGAGCUCGAGGGCGCCAUGAUGGGCCAGGAGGGCCAGAGGAACGGGUUCGAAG